Trifolium pratense (red clover) is the source of this 959-nucleotide messenger RNA. RefSeq names its product ankyrin repeat-containing protein P16F5.05c-like. The transcript is spliced from 2 exons. The record is from RefSeq and is a predicted model, not a curated record. Gene Ontology annotation, molecular function: protein binding. Lineage: Eukaryota; Viridiplantae; Streptophyta; Magnoliopsida; Fabales; Fabaceae. The coding region runs from base 254 to 727 and encodes 157 amino acids.
AAAAAAAAUUGAAACCAGCCCAUUAAGCCCAUAUCACACAAAUUUGAUACUACUACUGGUUCUCCAAUUUAAUUUCUCUUUCCACUUUCAAAAGAUGAAAUUUUGAGAUUCAAACCCUAACCCUUUUCCACUUUGCAACUCACCGACCCUCAACUUUCCUUUCUCUACUGCCGUCAAAUUGCUUAGCAGUUGCAGGUUUCUUGUUUUCCCUUCUCUAAUCUGAAGAGUGACUGAGGUGAGGUAACAACAUAAAAUGGGAGCGGUGGAAGAGAACAUUAAACUGCAGAGUCCACCUGAAACGACGAUGGAGAACAUCGAAGCCUUGCUUGAGGCAGCAAGAUAUAAUGACAUGGACGAUGUUGUGAGCUUAACAUCCAACGGCGUUCCUAUUGAUUCCAAGGAUGAUCAAGGUAGAACAGCUCUUCAUAUGGCUGCAGCAAAUGGACAUAUUGAUAUUGCAGAGUAUUUAAUCAGUAGAGGAGCGAAUCUUAAUUCAGAAAACGAGGAAAAGAACACACCUCUUCAUUGGGCGUGCCUCAAUGGACAUGUUGAGGUUGUGAAGAAAUUAAUAAUGGCUGGAGCUAAUGUUGGUGUUUUAAACAGUCAUGACAGGACUCCAAUGGAUGAAGCUCUGACUAGAGGCAAACUUGAAGUGAUGGAUGCAAUUAAUGAAGCAGAGGCACUAGUUGAACUUCGUGGCGCCAUGGGUUCUUCAAAGGAAACUUAAAAUUUAUCGUUCUCUAAGUAGCUUGUAAUAUGAAACUUUGGUGAUAGUUAUACUUAUCUUCUUGUGAUGUUUGCUUUGUCAGUGUGAACACGAUCACAAACUUUCUCCUUCCAGUUUCUAUCUAAUUCCUGGGAAAUGGACUUGAAGCCAUUUUGUGUACCUGAACGCAAAGUUGAUAAAUUUUGAAGUAAAAAAAACACUUUAGGUGCAAUAAACUUUAAAUUUUGAAUCA